Messenger RNA from Dentiscutata erythropus, 561 nucleotides. The record is from the annotation of a GenBank genome assembly. Lineage: Eukaryota; Fungi; Glomeromycota; Glomeromycetes; Diversisporales; Gigasporaceae.
AUGGUCGAAGCUAAUAACAAUACUGAAUUGAUUCAUCGAAAAUUAUUGCAAAACAAGCCUUUAGCUGAUACUUCGAAUCACGACCCUUUGGGUCUACAAGAGGAUGGUGAUAAAAUCACAUCGCUAAUAGAAUCAAUGAAAAAAAUAUCUAUAUCAGUUAAUGGUAGGGAUACAGAAGUGGUUUGCGAUUCGAGUUCAGAUUGUCCAAUUAUCAGUUAUAAUAUUGCGAAAGAAUUGGAAUUGGAAAUAGAUAAAAGUCUAUCAAAUAUUACCAAUCGAGCGGUAUCCAACAUCGUUGAGCAAGUAUCAGUAAAGCAGGGCAUUUCUCGACGCAUCCCAUAUAAGGCUAAAAGAAAAUGCAAAGUUACAAACAUGACUAUUCUCAACGAUACUGCAUCUGAGUCCUUAUCUGAUUUUGGUUCGGAAUCUGAUUCUAGCUCCAGGGCUGAAUUCGUCUCCAAGAAUGGCUUAUCUAAAACUAAAAUUAUGGAAAUUAUCAAUGUCGUUAAAGCAGAAAAAAUAAAACUUAAGGAAUCCUCACCUGAGUCGGGGUCUGAAUAA